CAACGACUUCUUCCAUGAAAAAGUGAGACAGUCGAGAAAUUAUUAUUGACGACGUCGCCACCCCACCUUCGCCCCUCAACCACCGCCAACCACCGCCAACCACAACCCACACAUACGCUCUCUCUCUCUCCAGAGAAAUAAGCGCUUCGCUAUAUUGAACACGCGACUCCGCCUCUCUCUCUGGUUCGCGACUUCGCCCUCUCUCUCGUUUGCGACUCCACCUCUUCUUCGUUCAACAUCGACUCCUCUUCUUCGAAUCUUGACCCAGAUGGAGGGCCGUUUUGCUGAUGAGCUCUACUCUGAAAGUUUACAGCUAUCAAAACUACAAUUGGAUCCUACAUCCAAUGCGAACAGUGAACAAAGUAAUUUACGUGACCUUGAUAGGGUUGAGUUGUGUCAUGGAGAUGGUUCUUGUGAUGGUUUUUCUGAUGAAUUAGAUGACACAUCUGAGGUGAUGGGGGAAUGGAUGAAGAUAGAGGAGAAAACAAGAUAUAAUCAACACCAUACGGUGGGUUACCGUGAGGGUGUUAUAGCAGGAAAAGAAGCUUCUUCGCAAGAGGGAUUCAAUAUCGGCUUUAAGCAAUCGGUCCUUGUUGGGUACAACUGGGGUCUUGUCAGAGGUGUUACGAGUGCUUUGGCUAACCUUCCAGAUGGUUUAAGGGAGAAGUUGAUUGGAACAGAAGACCAAAUAACUGGAUUGCAGGGAUUGUAUGAAUCUGUGCAUUCUCUUUCAACAACAGACGCCCUUAGAUUAUUUAAUGAUGAAAUCAUGGACAAAAAAGCUAGAGAACAGAGUGAGAAUGCUGACACCAGUUCCCUUGAAGCUGGUUUACCAGAGCAAAUACCAGACCGUAGUGGUCUAAGAAAUCACUAUGCAGAACUACGUUCACUUUUGUUUGAAUCUCCUGCAAUUAAAGUACAUCUAGAUAGAUAGGAAAUUAGUGUUCUAAUAUUUAUUUGAUAUUUGUAAUUAAAAGUCUGAAAAUUUUUGCUCCGCCACAAGCUGCUGGUCGUAUUCUGUCAUAGGAAUUAUACA
Prunus mume (Japanese apricot) is the source of this 1036-nucleotide messenger RNA. Lineage: Eukaryota; Viridiplantae; Streptophyta; Magnoliopsida; Rosales; Rosaceae. The record is from RefSeq and is a predicted model, not a curated record.